AUGCGACCUCGUCUGAAUCAGCACCUGGGUAGGGACCUACCUGCCUACCCACCUCCCACCUCCUGGGUAGGUCGCUCUUUGCAUGGACGAUGCAAAGUCCCCUCCCCUGUUGUGACGUCGAAUCAAGCCCACUUCAAGGUGGGCAAAGACGAGAUUGGCGCCGAUUCAUUUUUAUUCCGACCCAUGCCCAUCGGCCUCAAUCCACCCAAUAUUUCUCACAGAACCAUUCUGGUGCGAUGGUUCUGUACGAUGAAUUAUUCCAUGGAGAAAAUGGCACGCGGUCGCCAUCAUCCCGGCCAUGGCAUCCCAUUUUGCGCAAGGCGCGUACCUCAUCUCCUCAUCUUCGACGACGACAGGCGCGCAAGCUACAUGAUAUGUUUGGCCAUUUCUGCCUCCGCACCUCUUCGCCCUUUGGCCGUGUUUGCUCCUCUCAACUUGGGGAAGCGAAGCCAGCACGGCAAGCUCCUGUCCCGACACUCUGAGGGUGUCCGUCCGAACCUUGCGCCGUGGAAAUACGACCUUGCUUGUUUCUCAAACCCGGGAUUUCACGUAUCAUGGAUCUCUUGCUUCUGA
This is a messenger RNA of Colletotrichum navitas, 573 nucleotides long. RefSeq lists its product as uncharacterized. Lineage: Eukaryota; Fungi; Ascomycota; Sordariomycetes; Glomerellales; Glomerellaceae. The record is from RefSeq and is a predicted model, not a curated record. Bases 1 to 573 code for a protein of 190 amino acids. The transcript has 3 exons.